Messenger RNA from Porites lobata, 6186 nucleotides. NCBI's taxonomy places the organism in Eukaryota, Metazoa, Cnidaria, Anthozoa, Scleractinia, Poritidae. The record is from the annotation of a GenBank genome assembly.
GCAAUUGCGGAAGUUAUUCUACAGAGGAGCAUUUUCUCUUAAAAGCAGGUUCAAUCAGGGACUCCUUACAGACAUGUUGCUUUCAAGGCCAUCCAUUAAUUCUCCGAUGGAGUAUAGGAGGAACGUUGCUGUGAGAAGCUGAGAUCGAUCAGACUGGUAUCAACACACACUGCAUUCGGCUAAAUUUGAGCCGACUAGUCGUAACUUAGUGGGCAUCCAUGGCUUUUGUACCACGAGGAGUAAUCCUAGGGAUGCUGUUUUACUUAACGUUUGCAGUUGCUGGGACAAUAUGGAUAUCGAUGAAAUAUCUCGGUGAUAAUGACUGCAAUUGUUCACAAUAUUUUGAGCGCUCUAAAUUAUCGAGUUCUUUACAUGAACACGAUUUCCCGCACUCGCAAAAUCAGGACAGUGUUGCAGUGAAACAUCGGAGAGACGAGGGGAAUUCUCUGCAAGACACUACAAUAGGUAGGACUCAUUGAAAAUACUAGACUAAAUUUACACUGAUGGCUUUACAGGGUUGUAAGAUGAUAUAUAUUUGCUUGGUGACGUGUCGUUUCGACGCCUUGCUAUUUGUAAAAUGCUGGUUCCAUGUGGAACCUAGUCUUGUUUUGAUAGAUCAAAGCACAUUAUUUUAACGUCUCUCUCUUUUUUUGAAGUACUCUGCAACAUAACUUUCGAAAACAUAGCGUUUUAUAUAUUAAAUUGAAACCGAUGAUCAUGAAACAAAUUAAGCUUAAGUUGAUAUUGAACUUUCGCCUGGGAUCCAUGCGGGAGACUCGACGUAAUUCUGAAAAAUCUCCUCUUCAAAAAAAUGCCAAAAACAACAAAAACACUAAAUCAUCCAUUAAGUAACUGCCCCCUCUCAAUCAACUCUGCAUCUUGAGCAAAACUCCUUUCCUCAGGGAUUAUCCACAAGAAAUUACAUAUACAGUAACAGUAAAACACUCUGCGGACUAAUACUGUGACCUCCUGGAAAUUCUGUAUAAUUUACCCAUAUUUAUGGUAUCCUAUCAAAAGCCUGGAAGGAGGUAGAGAGAAGUCAUUAAUACCUGUAAUAAGUGACUUCUCUAACCUGAGACAGUAUAAAUAAGGGUGGGUGGCCUGGGGGUUGUGUGGUAAACACACUACAGGCAUUCUAUAAUAAGUUGCAAUAUCAUCGUCAUCAUCAUCACUGCAGUCAGUUGAUUCGACUAAGACUGUUUUAAGGUUCAGCAUGGUUUGAUAAGUCUCCUCCACAUAGGUCUGUCGUUGGGAUUUUCCUGCCAGCAGGAUCAAAUUUGCAGAAUAUUUCCACCUUCACAAUAAUUGUCAUUUAGAAUUUUUCUCUCCAGUAAGUAGGACAAUAACAAAGAUCAGUUAAAAGGAAAAAUAUACAUUUUUUUUUUUUUAUUUUAGACAGUACCCACCCUGAUGAUAACUGGGGACCACAUCAACUUGGGGUGGUGGUGCCUUACAGAGACAGAUUUGAGGAAUUGCUGGAAUUUGUUCCUCACAUGCAUAAUUAUUUAAAUGCCAAGAAAGUACAACAUAAAAUAUUUAUUGUCAACCAAGUUGAUAAGCAUAGGUAGGUUAAUUUCAUACUAUUAAGAAUCUCUAUGUCUUAUAGUGUAAGAUAUUCACUAGUUGUGUCUUAUCUGAAGGGAAUCAUUUUUUUCAAAUGGACCCUUGGGAAAUGAAGCUGUAGCGUAUUGAAAAACACGUCGCUGCUUUUUUUCUUGUGACAUCUAUAAUUGACAUUUUUUAAAAAUUUUUAUUGCAAAAACUGUGAAAAUUAAGUUGCAUGAAAGGCUGUGCUCUAAUGAAAAUUGAACGGAGCCCAGUGCUCUGAAACUGUAAAAUCUAGGGUGCCCAACAUAUGAUUUGUAUGAAAAAUCUGAGAUUUUCUAGUCCCCCGAGGGCAAAAGUUAUGCACCAGGGGCCACCGUGCUCUGCUAGAGCACAGCCCUAAAAUUAGUAAAUGUGUUAGGGUGAAUGUUGGCUGUGUUAUUUAGAUUAAAAAAGGGUUUUUGUUAGUUUUGACUGCUAUUUUACCUGGGAUACUACUGUUAACUUGAGGACAGCAUCAUUCUCAUUUUGUUUGUAUCAGCUACUACCGUAAUCCUCUUGCAGAUUUAAUCGAGCAUCCCUUUUAAAUGUUGGAUUUCUGGAAGCCAGGAAUAAUUGUGACUACAUAGCAAUGCAUGAUGUGGAUUUACUUCCACUCAACAAAGACUUAUAUUAUGGAUUCCCUGAGAAGGGACCUUUCCAUGUAUCGGCACCAUUUUUACACCCAAAAUAUCACUACAAAACAUUUGUGGGAGGAAUUCUGUUAAUGUCAGUGGCACAGUUUGAAAAGGUAGGUCAUUCUUGUUCUAUUUUACCAGCAUAAAGAUACUCCAGGCAAAGAUCCAGACUGAUUUCUACUGUUUGGUGGCAAGUGGUUAGGUGUUUGCUAUACAGAAAAAACCUUUCUUUAUUGCACACACUGUCAGGGCCAUCAGAGUUAGUGUCCUUAACCCUGUCACGGCCAAAAUUAGUAAACUCAAAAAGAAAAGAUUCCGUUGUUGGAGUUGUUGCUUUAUACACUAUUGGAAAAUGUUUAGUUUCAUUUUUCUUGGAUCUCUCACUCACUACUUGUCUAAUGCUCCUGAUGUUUGGCUGGGCUUUUCUUUCUAUCAUUAAUUUUUAACUUAGAACAAGGUGACCCCUGAAGUAUAUUUAUUGUUCUGUAACCACAAGUUAAUCACAAAAUAUAAAGUUUUUUUUAGAAAAUGAAGAUAUGAUCGCCGCAGUGGUUAUUGCAGUUUAAGCAAAUAACCCGAAAAAUAUUUUCGGGACUUCGAUGGGAUUCGAACCCUUUUCCUCUGAGUUAGCGCUGCAGUGCUCUACCAUUUGAACCAUGAAGACCCAUACAUUGGGGGAGGCCAAUUUGUUGAGUUUUGAUCUUAACCCGUCAAAGGAAUGAAGCAUGAAGAUGAUGUGAACUGAGGAAAUAUUAUAAUGUUCAGAUAUGAUGGUCGCUAUGGUUAUUGCAAUUUAAGCAAUUGCAAAAAAAACCAAAAACACCUUUCGGGUUUAUUUGAUAUAACUUCAAUAACUUUAAUUUGCAAUAUAUGACUUCAACAUCAUUCUUUGUUUAUUUUAGGUCAAUGGACUUUCCAACAAAUUUUGGGGUUGGGGACGUGAAGAUGAUGAACUGUAUUUGAGAAUGAAAGAAGCUAAAUUAUCAGUAAGUAAUAAUAUUAUUAAUACCACUGAAGCUCAUGCAAGAGGACACUCCUGGAAAACACAAGAACAGGGUCCAUAACUGGAAGUGGCCAUUUUAUAUAGGAAUGAUCCUCGUUAGUCUGAUCUAGACAUUCUAAAAGUCCAGUAUUUUUUCUGUCGCUCGUUCGGUCGCUGUGCGACCUCGUGCAUUGAAGCUCGCUUCGCUCACUUAUGAGAACUUAUGAGAGGUCGACUUGUAGCAACUCUAUCAUUAGUCGUAAGCUGCUACUAGCAGUUUGGUAAUAAGUUAGAGUGGACUGCUGCUCACGGGAGUGUCCGUUAACAGAACUUUAACUCCAGUAAUGUUAGUAGAUCUCUCUGUUGUGGCCUAUAUUAUUCACGCACUGAAUCAACUAAAUUGAUAACACCAACCUCUCUGCUGCUUCUCCUACUGGAACAAUGUGGAGCCCAUGAAAUUGUUAAGGGUUAAACUUGACAAGAUUAUACCCUCACAAUGCCGGGAUGAUGGUGCUGCAUCUUUGGAAUCCUAAGUGACCGGCGUUCGUUUGAAGUGCUAAAACUAGGUUUUCCAGUCGCUGAAAGCAAAAAUCACUAGUAGGUUGUGCAAAACAGUCAGUUCGUUCGUCAGUUUGUCAGUUGUCUCAAAAUCAACUGGGUGAGGAGAAGAGACCUUCUCUUGUCUCACUCUCCGUUUUCAUUCUCGCUCCAGACCUUUCGUUUGACUGCUCGCGCGUUCUUGACCUUCGCGAAAAUACGAGCUGUUUAGUAUAGUUGUUAAGACUAGUAUACUGCUGGGAACUGUUAGCGAACAACCUGGCUUAACCUUGGGCGUCUAUAUGAGAUCAAUGGUGUAGUACUAAUUCAAUAAUUGUCAAGAGUGAUCAGAAGAUAGAACUUAGUCUUCUUUGGUCUACAAUGAACAGAACUUAAAACAGGGAGCGGAGCGGGUAACGGAGCAGGGAACGUAGCGUAGAACGGAGUGGGGAAAGAAGCGUAGAACGGAGCGGGGAAAGAAGCGGGGAACGCAGCUGGGAACGGAGCGUGGAACGGAGGGAGAGGCGGGGGAGGACUCAAAGUUUUUUCAAUGUUCACUAUGCUCCACAUCCCAUUUACUUCCAUCUCCCAUUGUAUAAGUACCCUAAGCUGAUAGUCUCAAAUGUCACAAUUUUUUUCGUUACAAACUCUUACUUCUUUCAUCGUGGUUAUUAAGGUUAAUACUGUUUGACGAUGUUGAUAUUGAUUUUAGAUUUAUCGCCACAGCAGCAAACAAAUAACAACAGGUUAUGAAACGUUUAAACACGAUCAUGACCCAAAGAAAAGAAAACGAGACUACGCAAGGUUUUAUGACCAGAAGAAGGUGGGUUGGUACACAGUUACAUGUAGGUAGCUGAUACUUGUUUAUACCGUGGUUAAGUCAUCUCUCGAUCUGUGAUUAGUAAAUUUUCUCUUUGUAACUUGUGUACGGACCAAGAGAUCUUUCUUUUUUCUUCAAUCAUGCAACAAUAAGUGCGCCUAUCUACGAAAAAGCCAUCAAAACGAUAAAAUAGUUUUAUUUUUCAACUUAGAGAAUCAUGGAGUGCGUUUUUAUUUGCUUGUGCUGUAAAAUCGUUUGUAAGGCACCAAGAUCUUGUUCCACAAAAAGAAAGUCAUAUGAUAUAUAUCUUGCUACCCACGAUGUAACUUCCAAUCCUGUAAAUUACGGAUCACAUGUUUUUUGUUGUUGUUGUUUUUGUGCUAGUUUUUUUGGCGGCUAAUAAGAGGUACACAGUUAGAGCUCCUUCUGGAUGAAAAUCCUUGAGUAUUGCCGUGAAAAAAAAAAUGGAUUUUCUGUGAAACCUAAAAUACUAUUUCUGCUCUUCACAUCGCCCUUCACCAAUGCAGUCAAAACUGUCAAGACAGUUUUUUUUAUCUAUUGAGAAAUUCCAAUUAAUUUACGUCCAAUUGAAAACUUAAAUUUGUUUGGAAUAUUCUGCGUAGUAAGCAUUUCUUUGCUUAACACAGAAGCUGUGGCGGGAACAGGAGGCUUCCCAUCCAACUUUCGCUCUUACACAAGAACGUUUGCUCAAUGGCGUUCGCGUCCACUUUUUCAAUGCAGAUAUAAAAUUACUGAGACGCGCGCCCAAGCGCUCUUUCUUUUUCCCUCUGUCCCCGAUGCCCCCUCCCGAAUCGAGGGAGCUUGUUCGCGCAGGCUAGUUUACGUCUUGGUUUUCAAACGGUAGCAUAACGUUUAUCAUAGGCGGAAAUUUCAUUCACAUCGAGAAGAAUAUAUAUAAUCGCGCCGUUUUUAAGCCGUUGAAGUUAAGUCUUCAGUUGUUAUUAGAUACCCUCCUGAUCUGAAUUUUCAUUCUUUAGACUUGAAAUCUUGAAAUUCCUUGUUUGUGUUCAUGUUGUCUUUUCAGGUAUCGUUUCAGAGAGACAGGGAAACAGGAGUUACAACAGUCAAGUACAACAUUGCUAAAAAGACUGAUCUUGUUGUUAAUGGGGCACCGUGCGUGAUUCUCAACGUGAACUUGCACUGCAAUGUACAAGAAACACCGUGGUGUAAUAAUCCUGACACGUGACACAUAGAACUUAUAUUUUCUCUUAUUAAAGCGUCAUAUAGAUGUAAUUUAUAAAAAGUGGAAACUGAAAAACUGUGUGAACCAGAAUUAAUUGAAAUCAGUUAUACAAUGUACAUCCACGUUCGCGCGUUCCAUCAAUUAACUGACAACUAGAUGUCACUGAUGAUAUUAGAGAAAAGAAAAUCGAAACUGCCAGUAUUUUUUCUGUAUGGCUCCUCGUUCGACAUCGUUAGAUGAGAUAUGACUUUGAAGAAAAAAAGCUCUCUUAUCACAAAACCUGUCAUGUAUGUAUUAUCAUGAUUCCAUGCAGUUCGACAUCAUCAUUUUUUACCUAAUUUCCUUGCCUCCCCCAAACCCAGAAAGGUCGCGCGGCACAUCUCUACAUGAAUGAAUUCAGAAAGCUAUAUUUUUCUGUGUG